AUGGCGCAGCGACCAGGCCCCAGUUCGGGGCGCGUUGGAGAGGGCGGCUCCCAGCGCCGGAUCCCGCUGCCGGGUAUUAGUUCUACGGCAUCUGCUUUGCGCUCGCGGCGAAACGAGACGCGCGUGUGGCCGUACACAGACGAGAUCGACGACUUUGAGGUCGAGACACCUGGUGACGCGGCGCUCCAUGAGCUACCGUCUGGCAUCAUUAUGCCCGGUGUAAAAAGUGCGCGCAUGUCGCAGGCCAAUGCAAGCGCUGCGAAUGCGGCGGGCGAGGUACCCAAGAGCCAGCCAGGGCGUGUGACAGCGCUCAAAACAGGCGCCAUGUGGGCUUCUCGCGCUCCGCCGCCUAAACUGCCGGGAAGCAAGCCUGGCUUCCAGUUCAAAGGUACACCUAUGCGUGUACCGCGCUACUCACUGCCUGUUCGUGCCGAGAAGCCGGUGCGUGCGUCGAAGGUGACGGGUCGGCAUGUUCUCUUGCCCAGUGAGAGUCAGUUAGCGCCCAUGGCGAUGGCUGAGAAGCCAAACAAGGCAGGAGAGGAGGAGGAAGACGACGAAGAGGAUGAAGAGGAUGAAGAGGAUGAAAAUGAUGUGUCGCAGCAGCCUUGGGAGCAGCGCAAAGGCCCAGUGUACUAUACGUUCGAGCGCAUGCCUCCGCUGACACGCGCCACGACAGAGCUUCCACGCCUCACCUCGUAUGCGGUCUCAACGUCGCUCAAUCUGCGCGCCGUGCUAGCUUUUCUUCGUCGUGAGCAUGGCGUGCGACCGCGCUUGUACGAAGGGUGUGUGUACGCCCUGUACUUCAAACCGCUGCUGCCAGGCUUCGGACGCGCCUCCGUUCGCAGUUCGCGAGCGCCGCAGACUGGCAGUCCUGGACAGGAAAGUCGACAUGAGCGCGAAAUCCAGCGGGAUGAAGAGAGUGGCUAUGUGGGCGACUACUUUGUGCCGCAGGAGGAGCAAGAAAUGGAUACGAACGGUUACAUUCCUGAUGAGCACCAGGCGAUGGACGCGCCAGCGCCGCAGGCCAGCGUGGCCGAGCCAAGUGAUCCUGACUCGGCUGGCGCUCGGGACAUGCUGCUUGCCGAUGAGGCUGAUGAGCGACAUGAGUCGCAGCAUCGGAGGCGGCGGCGGCGUGUCGUGCGAAUCAAUGAGGCAUCACACACGCAUGCCGCCGAGCCAAAUGAGCAUGCGCCGCAGAGUAUUAAAGAUGCGCUGGAUAUGGCUGAGCUGGUACUUUUGCCGUACGGUGUGUUGGUCAUGUUCAACUUCACGCAGGAGGAGGAGGAACUGGUCAUCGCCGACAUCAUGCAGUCGGGGGCGAUUCGGAACCCCCACAAAAUGUACGACCGCGAACUCUUUCACUUCUGCUACGACCCGAAUGUGCGUGCGCCGCGUAUUCACAACGAUUUUUUCACGUUUCGCGAGCCGAACCACUUGCUCAAGCUGUCGUUGGCCCAUGCAAUUGCGCAAAGCACGAAACUCUCCGAAUUUGAAGAGAGUAUGCACAAGACACUAGAGUUGACAUCGCACAUUCCACGCGAGCUUGCACAGACGGGCGAGCUUCGUGUGAGCCGGCGAGGCGCACUGCGUAUGUCGGGACACCUGUUCAAGCUGCGUGUGGAUGUCAAUCUCACGAGCGACGUGCUUGAUACGCCCGACUUGUUUUGGGAUGAGGCAAGUCUGCAGGCGCUGUAUGAUGCGAUACGCGCAUAUCUUGAGAUUGACGAUCGCGCCCAAACACUGAAUGAGCGUUUGGCCGUGGCGAAUGAGCUCCUCGAGGUCAUUCACGAGCACUUUUCCAAUGCGGCCAUGAGUAAAAUCACUUGGAUUAUUAUUAUUUUGAUUGUUGUGGCAUGUAUCGUCGCUGUUGGCGAGAUCUCUGCGCGACUUAUCCUGCACGCUAGGUAG
Molecule: messenger RNA, 1908 nt
Organism: Malassezia restricta
Lineage: Eukaryota; Fungi; Basidiomycota; Malasseziomycetes; Malasseziales; Malasseziaceae
Product: YagE family protein
Exons: 1
Coding region: 1-1908 (635 amino acids)
Source: RefSeq, a predicted model, not a curated record